This is a messenger RNA of Strongylocentrotus purpuratus (purple sea urchin), 1047 nucleotides long. RefSeq lists its product as uncharacterized. Bases 226 to 1047 code for a protein of 273 amino acids. Gene Ontology annotation, molecular function: C-4 methylsterol oxidase activity; iron ion binding. Gene Ontology annotation, biological process: sterol biosynthetic process. The record is from RefSeq and is a predicted model, not a curated record. Lineage: Eukaryota; Metazoa; Echinodermata; Echinoidea; Camarodonta; Strongylocentrotidae. The transcript has 5 exons.
UCUCGAUUGACGAGAAUGGAGAAUCAAUAUUCAUUGAUCCAUUGAUCGUUGUCCAAAUCUUUGGAAGUUGGAAGUGGCUUUUCGGUUCGAUUUUAUAGGGAUUGUCCAGGUUUAAACAACUGUUUCAUUAUUCAACGGAACAAGCAGAGUGUCGGAAUGUAUGCUCUUUAUUGAUGGUUUUGCUGUUGAGAAGUAGAGACAAUACAAAAACGGUCUGAAAACGGGAUGGCUGGAUCCGCCAGAUUUCAGUUAGUCCCGUUGUUGAUCCGACUCAGAACAGCUAUACUCGUAGGACUGGGUACUCUCUUUACAGCAAUACUAGCUACUGGAUUAAGAGGGGAUUGGCUAUUCAUUUACAUCCAAGUUAAGAGACUAUGGCACGGAGAUGCAACAUGGAAAUCGCCCGAAACGGACAACCCGUCUAGCGGAGUAUUUGACGAUCAAACUAAUUUGACGGAUGAUGGCUCUGCCGUGAGAUCCGUUGGUUAUUACAUGAAAGAUGUAGAAUCUUAUCUUCCCCUAUCUUUCGCUGGAGCUUUUCUCAUCUUCUACGGGGUCGGUGGCUACUUGAAAUGGUACUACUACAUCCAACGUCGAGAGAGGGCAGCAGACUGGAAAUGCCAACCGGAUCGGUUCUUACGACCUGUUGAUGAUAGACUAGAAUUCUGGUUGGGAUCGUUUAACAUGGCAAUUGGUGCACUUUCAUCGGGAAUUUUAGUAACCUACAUCAUGAACGGAGGGGAGACCAAACUUUAUUACAACAUCAAAGACUACGGGUGGGUUUACUUUCUUCUCUCCGUCCCUGGCUUUUAUGUGUACAACGAAGCUUCGACGUAUUACACACAUCGAAUGAUGCACCAUCCUAUUUUUUAUCGUCGGUAUCACAAGCUUCAUCAUCGCUUCAAGGCUCCAACCCCGUGGUCAGCUGCUGCCAUGCAUCCGUAUGAAUUUGUGAUCUUUCAGUUUCUCCUCGAGAUACCCAUCUUCCUGGUCCCGUUGCACACAGGUAAUCAACUCUAUUGCGUGAUCGUGACGUUCCAGAAUUAG